Messenger RNA from Hibiscus syriacus, 791 nucleotides. RefSeq lists its product as uncharacterized. The coding region runs from base 12 to 623 and encodes 203 amino acids. NCBI's taxonomy places the organism in Eukaryota, Viridiplantae, Streptophyta, Magnoliopsida, Malvales, Malvaceae. The transcript has 2 exons. The record is from RefSeq and is a predicted model, not a curated record.
UUCUUAUUCCCAUGGCCAUCAAUUCAUUAACAAUGGCAUUUUCAAAGCUUUCCCUUUUCUUCGCAUUGCUCCUUCUUUCCUUUCUCUUCCUCAACUCCUUCGUCUCCUGUGACACUGAUGAGGAGGCUAAUCUUCUUAAAGGCAUAAACAAUUACAGGGCUUCAUUGAACUUGACCAAUCUGAAGAAAAAUGACAAUGCUGAGUGCCUUGCCGAUGAACUAGCGGAUCAAUUCAAGAACCAACCUUGCACAAACUCCACCGGUGCCAACACCAUUCCCGGUACCGAACCGCAGUUCGCCAACUACCCGAACCUGUUGGCCAAAUGCCACUUGAAUGUCUCCAACACAAGGGAUGGAGCAGUAAUGCCUGCUUGUGUUCCUAACCUGGUUCCAAAUGUUGUGCUCAACAACUUUACACAAUCUCAGUACUCUUCAAAUCUCAAUGACACCAAGUAUGCGGGAGUCGGGAUCGGUUCCGACGGGGACUGGAUCGUUGUUGUUCUCACAACAGGCACACCCGACGGAAGCUACUCGCCGGCUACGGGUGCUGGUAGUUUGGUUUUCGAGAUCGGUCUAGUUCAUCAUGUGCUGCUACUCCUGGUGGCUGGUUUUUACUUGUUGUAGGCACUGGUUUCUGGUUUACGGCACUGUUGAUUCAUUUGUUGAGGAUGAGAAAAGGACCAUACUCCAUUGUUUUAAAAGAUAGAAAAAACUAUGAAUCACCCCAUAUAUACGCACCUCCUUUAGAUGAAUGAAAUCAGUCCUUUUGUAGUUUGAUGUUGUGAUGUUGUC